UAUUUAUAAAUUAUGUUUUAGAUUAUAAUCAAAAAUACUAAAGUUUAACCAAAAUGUAAUUGCCAUACUUGAUUUAGAAUUAGGUUUUACAUUUAAAUAGGUUACAAACAAGUCUUGCCAUGUUCAUUAAUAUCCACUCACCAUUGUAAGUUUAAGGAAAUCAAAUGUUAGGUUAGAAUCUGAAAUGUUGAUUAUGAUGUUUACGUUAUUUAUUACAUUAUAUUAUUAUAAAGCAACAACACCAUUUACAGAGGCAACACCUGCCUAUGUUGUUUACAUUUGUAUGGUCAUAUUGUCAUCAUCUCAGCCAUUAUCUAUCCACUGUUGAAUGUUGAGCUCCCCCAUAGACUGCCAUAAACAACGGUUCUGAGCCAUCUGCAUCCACUGACUUUCUGUAAUGCAUUUGAGGUCAUCAAACCCUCUAGGGGUCAUAUUUUGCAUUACAAAUUAUUAUUUUUAGGCCUAAGGGAUUUUUGCUAGAGAUUACUUAGCAAUCAAUAACAUUCUACUGCUAAACAUAGAUAUGCCUGUAAGUGGAUGAUGUUGUCUUCUAUUACCACUCUAACCAGGUGGCCAAGCAUAUCAUACAAGGUUUUAUCUCGAGUUUUGCUUCUCUCAUACUUUGUUCCCUUAAUCUCUUUUUAUGACAUAUUCUGUAUAAAAUGGAGUGAUAUAGACUGUAUUUUCACUCUAUCACCACGUGCACAGUUUGUAUAUUAACAACAACAAUGCACAUAGUCAUUUGUUUUAUAAUAGUUGACUGUUUUAUAGAAAUAUUUUCAACAGUUUAAAAAAAGAAGGAUAUUCUCUCCUUGGUUGUUUUUUUCUGUUUGUUAUCAUAUAACUCGAAAUUAUUAUAAAUCUAUUUUAAUAUAAUUAAAUAAAAGAAAUAUUUAUAAAUCGAAAUUUUUAUUUGAAAGAAUAUACUUUCACAUUGGUCUCAUAGAAUUUUUACCUAAAUUCGUUCAGGAGGAAUUUUAAUUAAAAAAAAAAUUACUAGUUUCACAAUAAUUGAAAAUCAUUUCCAUGACUAAUAACAUUACUGUAGUACUUACCAAGGUAAAGCAAAUAACUCUACAAUCUAUCUAUAGUAUAGUUUGUUGGAUAUAUAUUGUUGUAUAGGUGGACUGAUAAAGAAUGCUACUAGCAUUAAGUCUGCUUUUUGUACCAUAUUUUCUUCUGUUCGACAUGCUGUUUCAUCGGAGUGGGCCCAAUAUUGGGCAACCACGAGGCUUCGCUUUUGUUACUUACAAGCUGAGGCAAGAUGCUAUCAAUGCCAUGAACUCAUUGAAUGGCCAGCUACUUGGCACGAAAAGGAUUAGUGUGAAAUUUGCUAAGAAUAUGGCAGAAGAUCAAGAUAAACCAAAACCAGAAUUGGGAAUUGCAGUGUUGGCAGGAGCAAAACCAGAAUUGAAACUCAGCAAAAAGACUGCCAUUCAAUCCAUAGAGGCCAAACUCAAGAUGAUGGAAAGUAUGAAACCAGGCGAUGACUUUGUUAUAAAUAAGUUAGCAGCAAAUGAAACACCAGUCAUUACUCAGUACCAGUCGAAACAACAUCAACCACCAAAUAAAUCUAUUAGUUCAUUUAAAAGACGACAUCCAUACCAUAAAAAAAGAUAAUCAUGUUAAGAUUUUAUUUUUAAAUAAAUACCAUACUUUAAUUCACCUAACUUCUGCAUGUUAUAGCAUGGUAUGAUUAGAUGCUAACAUUCUAGCAAGUUUAGGGAAACAACUGUACCAGAACAGUUGACUUACAGUAAAAUGUAACCAGUUUGCAAGAGCAAAUAACUGAUUAUAAACUUUUUUUUCUUAAUUUUUAUUAUGAUUAUAUUAAUUAUUUUGAAUACUCAAUAUUAUAAGUUCUAUUUUUUUUAAACAUUGGAGUCAAUUCUAAUAUAUAUAAUUGAUAUGUCCUUACUACAAUUAAAUGUUUUGUUGAAUCCGUAAGUUACGUUUUAGUAUUCUUUUUUACGGUUUUACGAACUCGAGAUUGACAGGGAGUACACCCUCAUAGCCUACAGCCUAGAUGGUCGCGUACAACACGAUUUCAGAGAGGUUUUCUCUCACGAACACUCAGGUUAUGGAAUGAGCUCCCUGCCAAGGUUUUCCCAAGAGCCUACAGCAUGGGGUUCUUCAAAGGAGGUUACCCCUCUUUUGAAGAACCCCACGCUGUAGGCUAGAGGUUUUUUUAAGUUCGACAACGCGCGCGUAAUUAUUAUUGUCCCCUGGUAUUGCAGACAUCAGGUGGGCCCUAUCCUUUUUUGUCAUCUAUAAAUGGUAUAAAAAAAGACUUUUCAGCCACAUCAUGCUACAAUGCGCAGACUAAGCAAUGAAUUAAUUUGAUUCACCGUCAAUUAUUUAUAUAUUUCGUGUGGUACUUUUCAUUGUGUUAAAUUGUUUAUUAAAUAUUAAAUUUUUUUUAUAUAAUUAUAACAGAUUUUAAUGAUGUAUAAAAAUAAUUGUAAAUCUCAGGUGGCUGAUAGUUAGAAACAAGUUGAAGAGCAUAUUUUGUGCAUUACUCGAUAACACACAACUUGCUCAAUGGAUUCCUUAAAAUAUUAUCUAUUGUAUAGACACACUAUAGUAUUGUUAUUAUAUUUAUUGCUUAAAAAAUUUGUAGCACUCGACUAUACUAACGCAUACUGCCGAUUUAUUAUAUGGUGACGCUACGCAUAAACUGCUGGUACAUAAGAUAUUAUUCCAUUUAUAAAAUACGAAGUGAAUGUGUGUUUUUAAUUUAAGUAUUAGUUUCUAAAAGUAUCUUCUGAUAUUUGAAACUUAACAAUUAAUAAUACUUCUGUGUUCAGUAUAAUUUUAAGUAAUAAAUGUUUGCAAAUGUAUAAUUUAUAGAAACUCAACAAAUUUUGAAAUGUUAUUAGCUAAAGGGACUGCUAGAUACAAUGAUUUUUUUAUUAUAAUAUCAUUGGCUUUAGAUAUUACAAAUGUUGUAUCUAUUUGUUCCAAUAAAAGGUAACUUUUA
Galleria mellonella (greater wax moth) is the source of this 2980-nucleotide messenger RNA. RefSeq names its product probable RNA-binding protein 18. Lineage: Eukaryota; Metazoa; Arthropoda; Insecta; Lepidoptera; Pyralidae. The transcript has 3 exons. The record is from RefSeq and is a predicted model, not a curated record. The coding region runs from base 1138 to 1620 and encodes 160 amino acids. Gene Ontology annotation, molecular function: RNA binding.